This is a messenger RNA of Cokeromyces recurvatus, 1744 nucleotides long. Its product is annotated as ATP-NAD kinase-like domain-containing protein. Gene Ontology annotation, biological process: NADP+ biosynthetic process; NAD+ metabolic process. Gene Ontology annotation, molecular function: NAD+ kinase activity. The record is from RefSeq and is a predicted model, not a curated record. The transcript has 6 exons. Lineage: Eukaryota; Fungi; Mucoromycota; Mucoromycetes; Mucorales; Mucoraceae. The coding region runs from base 71 to 1627 and encodes 518 amino acids.
GUGACAUUCAUAUUUCUUUAUUAUGUUUACAUAUUUUAUUAUUAUUUAGUGUACAUUUUGAUUCUCAAAUAUGAGUUUAGGUGGUACAAAAAGAGAGUUAGAUUAUUCAGAUAAAUAUGAUUCUCCUAAUAAGAAAUCAGCAAUUUCUCAAAAAUAUUCAGAUAACACUUGGGAUCCAGAAAAAAAUACUGUCCUAGUCAUCACAAAGGCAAAAGAUGAUAGAUUGGUAUAUAUUACUCGGCAACUUGCUGAAUGGUUAAUAUUUACUCCACGUUUUGGAAAAAAGAAUCCUUUUAUAGUUUAUGUUGAUUCGCAUCUAAAGGAUUCCAAAAGAUUUGGGCUUGAAAAACUCAUUAAAGAAAAUCCAGUUUGGGAAACAAAUCUAAAGUUUUGGAAUCCCAAGCUUUGCUACAAACACCCUGAUCUAUUUCAUCUUAUUAUUACUCUUGGUGGUGACGGUACAAUUCUUUUUACAUCCAACUUAUUUCAAACCAAAGUUCCUCCUAUUAUGCCCUUUCAUCUAGGCUCACUUGGAUUUUUAGCGCCAUUUGCAUUUACUGCAUAUAAACAAGAACUUAAUAAUUUAUUUACAGGGCAAUUAAAAAGUAUUAUCCGUAUGCGACUUAGUUGUACAGUAUAUCGAUACAGACAAGAUCCUUACUGUUUUACAAAGGCAAGGCGGAAUUCGACUAACAAUACUAUCUGGACUCGUACUAUACCAAUUGAUAAAAAAUCGAAUAGUGAACAUCAUUUAACAGAUGUGCAGAACAAAUGGGAGCUAAUGGAAACAGCUUGGAUGAGAAAAGCCUUUGAACAAGCAUCAAAACGCAAUCCAGAUCAAAUUCGUUCAUUAAAUGAAAAGGUGAUGUGUUAUACGACUGUUCCAAGUCAAACUUUCCAUGUAUUGAAUGAAAUAGUUGUGGAUCGUGGUCCAAGUUCUAAUAUAUCGAUGCUUGAGCUUUUUGCAGAUGAUAGACAUUUAACAACUGUUCAAGCUGAUGGGCUAUGCAUUGCAACAGCUACAGGCUCAACCGCAUACUCACUUUCAGCUCAUGGAUCACUUACACAUCCUGAUAUGCAAUGUACCUUGGUUACGCCUGUUUGUCCUCAUACCCUUAGUUUUAGACCCAUGCUUUUACCUAGUAAAAUUACAAUUCGAAUUGUCGUACCAUUUGGUUCAAGGCAUACUGCAUAUUGUAGUUUUGAUGGAAGAAAUAGAACUGAAUUAAAACAGGGAGAUCAUGUCAAGAUUACAGUAUCACCAUAUCCAGUUAAAACCUUUUGUGCAUGUGAUUCUAGUAAUGACUGGUUUACUUCUGUCCAAACUUGUCUUCAAUGGAACAUGCGUCGACGACAAGAAUCAUUUGUAGUUGUUGAAGGAGAUGAAAUAUCAACACAAGAAAAGCCAAAGCCUGAUAAUUUAUUUGCAUGUCUUCGGUCAAUAGAUAAAGAGCAAAAGAAUGGAACCACUAAACUUGAGAUGCCUAAAAUACAAAGAUUGUCUGAAGAGACAGACUUAGAGAAAGCAUUUGAUUUAAUCCCUUGGACUGACGAGGAAUUACAAAGAGAACAAACUACAGUCGAAAGCUAUAAUCUAAACAUUGAGAAGAAUAAAUCUAAAAUUUAAUUCAUAAUCAUAUAGAAUAAGAUCAGUAGUAAGUAGUAGUCGUAAAUUUCAUCUCUACUACCACAAUGCAUUUUUUUAAUAAUAAUCGCGUCACAAACGCGUAUAAUAAAAAUAAAA